CAUAAGUAACCUGUUGAUUGGAUAAACUUUAACCACUUUCUUCAUAAACGUCCACUAGUUUUAUCAUUAGUGACAUAAAUUCUAACACAUCAAAAUCCUUAUAUAUUGAAAAACAUUGGAUUUCAAAAUUCUCAUACACCAACAAAUCAAAUGAGUCUUCAAUUGAUCCAACACCUCAACUUCUGGCUAUCAGAGCACCCUUCCAUCGUCCACUUCCGGUGGAGCCCGACCGAGUCGUGGGGCGCAACGUGGUCGUUCCUCAUCGCCUCCAUCGCGGCCUACAUCGCCAUCUCGGCGACCCUCCACGUCCUCCUCCUCCUCCGCGGCCGCCUGAAGCCGGUCCCACUGGGCCCCGUCCCAGCCCUCCACAGCCUGGCCAUGUGCCUGGUAUCGGCGGCCAUCUUCACAGGGAUGCUGGCCUCCUCGGUCGCCGAAAUCCGGGACACGCGGUGGUUCUGGCAGCGCAACAAAACGCCCUUCCAGUGGCUCCUCUGCUUCCCUCUCGGGACCCGCCCCUCCGGCCGCGUCUUCUUCUGGUCCUAUGCCUUCUACCUCUCCCGCUUCCUCCACGCCCUCCGCGCCGUCCUCGCCCUCCUCCGCCGCCCCGGGCGCUUCCCCGCCUUCCAAGUAGUCAACCACGCGGCCCUCGUGCUUAUGUCCUUUCUCUGGCUCGAAUUCUCGCAGUCGUUCCAGGUCCUCGCGAUCCUCUCCAUGACUGUUGUAUUCGCCUUGGUCCACGCCUUCCGGUUCUGCACCGAGGCUGGGCUAACGAAGCAGCAGCAUCACGAGCGCUUCGCGUUCGUGAUGCUGUGCCGGGUUGCGCUGGUGGUGACGAACACGGCGUGGCAUCUCGGGGUGUUGGUGCUGCAUUUUUGGAAGGGCGGGUGCAACGGAAUGGGCGCCUGGCUCUUCAACACCGUGCUCAAUAGCUUCGUGCUCCUAUUAUUCCUCAAUUUUUAUGUUAGGAAGUGCUUGAGCGAGCGAGAUGUGGGUUAUUGUUAGUGUUCGGCGGUCGCACGGCCGAACACCACAUUAGUAUGAGACAAUAUCGUACUAAUGGAGUUGGGGUAGCCAAUAUAUAUGUUUGCAACUCCUGUUCACUUUUCAAUGUGGGAUAUGGUUUGCUCUCACACAAUCCUUGCUCAAACUAAGACCAAGAUCACACACAGGUCACAGGUCACCACAGGUCUUGGUUGAACUCACACUGAGACAUCGGAGAAUUUGCAAGCGCAAUCCACCAAUCCUCGAGCCACACAGGCCCCGCCCUUAAACCAGGGCUCUGAUAGCACUUUAGGAAUCAGAUUAUCCGAAAUUCACUAAUUACCAAGAUCUCUUUUAAUUACACCGCAAUAGAGAGAUGGUGAAUGUCUCAUGUUAAACAACAUCUGCUUAAGAUGUUCAUAUAAGAUCUUGUUUACCAUGGAGAACUAGUAUGACAUUAAGAAUAUAGAAACUUUUUGAAACGUACUCCCGUCCCGUAAAAAAUGUCACAGUUUUUUUUUAUAGUUUACCCUAUAAAAUUGACAUAUUUCUAUUUUUGGAAUAAA
Molecule: messenger RNA, 1547 nt
Organism: Salvia splendens (bonfire salvia)
Lineage: Eukaryota; Viridiplantae; Streptophyta; Magnoliopsida; Lamiales; Lamiaceae
Product: elongation of fatty acids protein 3-like
Exons: 1
Coding region: 151-1002 (283 amino acids)
Biological process (GO): fatty acid elongation, saturated fatty acid; fatty acid elongation, polyunsaturated fatty acid; sphingolipid biosynthetic process
Cellular component (GO): endoplasmic reticulum membrane
Molecular function (GO): fatty acid elongase activity
Source: RefSeq, a predicted model, not a curated record